AUGUGCCGUCGACAUGGAUUUGGAGAUCUGUCUAUAGAUAGUGUAAUGACGCACAUCACUGCAGUAAAAAUAUUGGCAGUAUCUCAAAUCUUUAAUAUCUAAUCUGCAGAACGAAUCUAUACAUAAUAUUACAAAUGGGAAUUUGUGUUUGUCUUUCUGUCAUGUUGCAGUGGAGCUUUGUUAUGGUAUGAUUAUCUUAUAUGGCGUUAGUGGGAAAUUGGAAAGUGAUAAAGGUCCAACGGGCUCCUUGCUAGAUCCCCUUGCCUAGGGUAUUCCGCAGCGAGAUUUAUUAGGUAGGCCAGCCACGCUUUGUCUUGGUAGUUGGAGAGCCCUGAUUUAAGAUUUAAGGUGGAUUUCCUUUACGUUAGCAAAAAUAAAAGAAUGGAAAAUUAUAUAGGCUACAUUAACAAACAAAUAAGCGCGGGUAACUCUGUACAAAGAGGUCGAGUGCCACCAACGCAGCCCGCGGGGUUAGCUCUGCCCGGGCAAUUUGCGUUAACAAACGGCGACCCAACGGCUGGCCUAAACAGCCACCCCUACCUCUCCUCCUAUAUUUCACUAUUACUUCGAGCCGAACCUUAUCCCACCUCGCGCUACGGUCAGUGCGUCCAGCCCACCAACGUAAUGGGCAUAGACAAUAUAUGCGAACUCGCCGCGCGGCUACUGUUCUCCGCAGUCGAAUGGGCGAGAAAUAUCCCAUUCUUCCCCGACCUCCAAGUAACGGACCAAGUGGCGUUACUCAGACUAGUCUGGUCUGAACUCUUCGUGUUAAAUGCAUCGCAGUGCUCGAUGCCCCUCCACGUGGCGCCUUUACUGGCAGCCGCCGGUCUCCACGCGUCACCGAUGGCGGCAGACCGAGUGGUCGCUUUCAUGGACCACAUAAGAAUCUUCCAAGAGCAAGUGGAGAAAUUGAAAGCGCUCCACGUGGACUCCGCGGAAUACUCCUGUCUGAAGGCGAUCGUCCUCUUCACGACAGGUAAAAUUUUGGACAGUCUUUUUGGUGAGGCGCGGUUGUUGCUUUACAGGGUGGCCGGCGCAGGAGCAGCUGUUACAAAUUACGGGGAAUUAUUAACUUUAGUGAAAACUCACCUAGAUGUGUACGCUGAGGCGACUCGUGCGCAACAGGCUCCCGCGCCGCCGCCACCCUCCGCCGCUUCUUCUGGGUAUUAUUCCACAUUGGACACAUCACUCGGGAUCAACUCCUCUCUUUCAUACGGUAGCUUCCUAUCGACUCCAUCAAGACUACCUCCUAACUACACGAGUAGUCCUCGAAUGCCAGAGGCUAGCACGUCUUCUUUCAAAUUAUGGGACGCUCAUGCGAAAACGCAGAAGUCUGAACAGGGGGGUUGA
Messenger RNA from Diatraea saccharalis (sugarcane borer), 1350 nucleotides. The record is from the annotation of a GenBank genome assembly. Lineage: Eukaryota; Metazoa; Arthropoda; Insecta; Lepidoptera; Crambidae.